Molecule: messenger RNA, 849 nt
Organism: Cantharellus anzutake
Lineage: Eukaryota; Fungi; Basidiomycota; Agaricomycetes; Cantharellales; Hydnaceae
Exons: 6
Coding region: 1-849 (282 amino acids)
Source: RefSeq, a predicted model, not a curated record
AUGGCGUUGCUAUUGGUUCAGAAAAAUGUUGAGGCUCCCAGUGCUGAGGCACACUGCCGCCGUCGCGGUGCUCACCCCAGCAACCACGCUGCCCUGAGGUACCCGGCAUUGAGGCACGUUGCCGUCGUCGCGUUGCUUACUCCGGCAACUGCUCGCUCGGAUCGUUCCAUCGAUUCAGCUCACGACCGCCACACCUGUAGCACCAACUCAUAUACCUCUUACCCCUGGAGGCGAAGGGGUGGGCCCAAACGUGUGACUCGGAAAACUGUGCGUCCUAGCCGCGACCAAGAUACAACACGAUCGUUGGAUGAUACGCUUUCUAUCCCUCAGCCCCCUAUGCCACCUUCACUCGUCUCUACCGGUUACAACUUCGGACUCAAACUCCUCUCCUGGUUCAUUGCCAGGCCCUCAUUUUUCCCUCACGAUGAAGAAGGCGACCAUGUGCAUGAGGACGACACUGGCAAGAAAAACUUCGACUUCACCGGCGAACUUAAUCGUCUGAACCAGGGUGGUGUACGACUUAGCUUCGUAGAAACAGUUGGAAGAGGCUUUCAAGGUUUCCUUUCCGAUUCUGGCUCCGCAUCAGAGUCGCGCGCGACUUCCCCUGCGUCACUGGACUGGGAGCUCCCCGCGGAACCUAAAAGAAACCUUAAUCGAACAUGGGAGCUGAAUCCAGGCCUCCAGUUUGGCAUGCCAACAGCGCCGUUAAACAUUGCUGCCCCAACGAAGGGACUUCACUCUCGCACGAACAUUGAGACCGGUAACUUAACUGCUCGCGAGAUUGAAUUUCUCGAAGAUUUGGAUACGUCAAUGUGUACCUUCGCCCGCGUGCCCAAUGAACCUCCAUGA